GGGAGCAACAGGUAGAACAGCAGCGCCCCUGCACCUGCCUCCGCAUGCACCUGAGAUGUGACAGCCGCUGCCCCCACCCUCUCCCGGCGCAGCUCAGCCUGCCAGCCCCUCCGCUGGCAAUAGCGCCCUGGGGCUAUCCCGGCCCCCAGCCCCUUCGCUCCUGCCACUGAGUGCCCCCCGGGGGCGCAGAACGCCCCCAGCCAGGGACUGACUCGAAGCAGAGACACGCUCCUCUGCCACCAGCGAGGAGAAACCACCAUGGCAGAGAACAGCUGGUGGAAGCUCACCUUCCUGCGGAAGAAGAAAUCCACCCCCAAGGUCCUGUACGAGAGCCCAGACAUCUAUGCCACCGAGAACCACCAGGAGGCCACGCGGACAGAGGCAGGGAGCAACGGUGGCGCCGAGAGUGAAUUCAACGCCCGGCUGGAGAAGAUCGUGGAUAAGAGCACAAAAGGCAAACACGUCAAAGUCUCCAACUCCGGGCGCUUCAAGGAGAAGAAGAAAGUGCGAGCCACGCUGGCUGAAAACCCCAACCUCUUCGCCGAUGGCGAGCAGGAGGAGAAGUGAGGCAGGGGAAAGCGCUGCAGGGUGGGACCAAUGCCCUGAAGCCAUCGCACAUGGACCCAUUCCGACUCAGAGACAGACUAGAUGUCAGUUCUGCUCUCUCCGCAAAUGAAGUAACGAGGGGGCAGGAGCCACCCCGCUGUAAAUUUCAAAGACUUUCGGUCCUGACGUGCACUCGUGAAGGAGAAAGGACUCGAUAGUUUUUAUUUAAAUACAAAUCAUCCUAUUUAAAAUAAAUGCCACUGGGGGAUCAUCACAAGCUGGAGGUGUCCAAGCCUUGGAGGUGGGGAGGAGUCAAACACAAAGCAGCUCAGAGGCCUCUUGCAAACACCCUCGGCUCAGCGGUGCCCAAGGGCCCGUGGCUAGAGGCAGCGCUCAAUGCAGGGGGCCAUGGGACGGGAGGAGCCAGUUCAUUCUCAUCCACCCUCUUGUUCUACCACUGCACCUAGAAGAUGGCUGAGAACGGGUAGAAACUUCAUCUGGCUCGGCCCUGGGGGAUUGCCCGGCAACUCACCUCCGCUCUGUCCGCACCCACUGACACAGGAAAGGUAAACAUCAGCUUGGCUGGGAGACAGGGUUGCACCUUUUAAUACCACAGAGAUUAUUCCCUGGCCUGGGAAAGAGAACUACUUGGCCACAGGCAGUCACCAGCUGACCUGCACCACUAAAGGCGAUAGGACCCGUGAUCUUCAUGUCCUGGAGAGCGGCACUCAGCCAGUUGAGCUAAAGGAGAACCACCCUUGGCUGCAGCAACAGCCUCUCUUGGCCUCCGGCUACUACAGAGCAACACUUGAGUAGAUCUGAUCCUCCAGCCAGCCGGGGGGCGCUGGGGUAAGAGAACUAAAGAUUCCACUGAUAGGAGAAACUGCUGCCAGUCGGGUGGGGGCCCUGGGGGCUUUGGAACGGGGUUACGGCCCUGAGAGCUUAUUCUCUUUGACUCACUGCUGGGCACUGGUUGAUGUAGAAACCAGCUGGAGUCUGCUAGAGCCGCUCUAAGAGGAGAAGACAGACGGGUCUAGUAGUGAUUAGCACGGGAGCACCGGGAAUGAGAAAGCCUGGACUAUGCCUCAGUUUCCUGCUAUGAACAAGAAGGGGCCAGCUUCUGAGUCAGCUUUCUGACCAUAAUCUCACUUUUAAGUUUCCUUCUGCAAAGGACACGUACGUGCUCCCAGUAACUUAAAUUCAAGGUUAUUUGUUAACUGCAUUCAUCUCCCUCCGAGUGGCUACCAGCCACACAUACCUGGCAGCCCAGAUGGACUUUAGCAGCAGAGAUUCUAAUAACUCACUCAUCAAGCCAUUUUGCACUCAUAAAAUGCGCGUGUUUUGCUGAACUUUGUGCACAGGAGCAGCUGCUGAAUUCAUGUUGUUACUGGCGGAAGCGGCUGUUGCAAUGAUGCAGAGUUCUCUCCCCCUUCCCCCCCCCGCCACCGGGUUACAAAAGGUAAAAGUUUGCUGGCCCUUUUAAUUUCCAAGAGCCAUUUUGCUGCUGCUACUUUAGAGGCCUUGAUCUUCCUGGCUGGUGCUUUCUUCAUGUCCAGAGUCACUAAUUCAUGGGGUGGGCAGUUAAAAGGUGAACUGUUCCCCGUGCUGGUGAGACUGAGGUUUGGCCACCGUACGCAAAGUGUAGGCUGGUUGCAGUGGCUUGGGAGUGGGGGGUAAACACCUUGCACCCUUAAGAGACAAAACACACUUGUAGCUCAUAGUUAGGGCUCAUAUCCAGAGCCGGACAUUGAUUUGUUUUUUGAAGACCCAUCUUUUGUAAGUGUUUGUAGAUGUUCUUUGUUAAUAAACAAACCUGAAAACAAA
This is a messenger RNA of Mauremys mutica (yellowpond turtle), 2370 nucleotides long. RefSeq names its product proline rich 15 like (gene PRR15L). The transcript is spliced from 2 exons. The record is from RefSeq and is a predicted model, not a curated record. Lineage: Eukaryota; Metazoa; Chordata; Testudines; Geoemydidae. Bases 259 to 567 code for a protein of 102 amino acids.